CCAGCUUCUCGCGCCUGGCUGCUACUAAGGAAGGAAGAGGACGUGAUAUUGAGCGAGCCUGGCCAGCACGUGCUUCCCAACGUUCGUCGAGCAGCAGCUUCUAGCACAGCUCGGCGUUCCCCGCAAUUCGCCAUGGAGGAAUCAAUGAUGUCCGAAGCGCCCCAGUCAGAGAUGUCAUCCAUGAGUGAGCUGGUGGCGGUGAGGGAAAGAAUGAUUCGAAGGUGGGGUACAUACUAAUCGCAUGUGUGCUACUCCUGCUUCUCAUUGGAUUGAUCUAUUUUAUUGGAUUUUCUGGAAGUUCAAGUGUGGAGCCUACCAGUGGGGAAGCAGCAGGCAGCGGUGGCGGUGACUCCGGAAGCUACUCGGGUGGGGGCGCGUAUCAAGCACGGCCUCCGACCACGAAAGGCACUGCAACUGACCCUGGCGUAGCGAGCACAUCAUCAUCAAAACCACGAAUAACGAAACCAUGGCCAACAGCACCACGCCCACCACAUCCGCCACCACCACCUCCUCCAACUACUACACUUCGUCCGGUGAAACAGACCAUGUUAUCGUACACGGUCGGGCACCAGGCCGUGAUCAAGGAUUCGGUGCCCCCCGAUGGAACAUGCGACAACAUAUUCUACACGGAGGUCUUCUUCAACGACAAGAACAACAAGAUAGAGCCACUGUACAGCGACACCGCCUUCAAUGUGGCCCGGUCCGCCGCAUCGACGUACUCAAAGACAACGUUCGGAACUUCAAUGUAUCCGAGUGGUCUGACCGCCACCCCUGCCCGUGCUACGUACUGGAACAGCCGGUCGUUUGCGGUGGGCGACAAGAGUGGUAUAGAAUCGAGGGCAGGACCAUUGGCGAAUUGAUGCGCACUAAACUGCUGGAGGUUCAGAACGCCAUGACCAAACUCUUCAACGCCAACUUCGUGCACUUCGGCAUGCUGAACGUAGAUGAAGUAGAGUACCUCGACUGGCUCAGGGAUAGCCCACUCCGGUACUUUCAGAUUGCGGGAGAUUUCACACCUGACCACCGCUGCGCCUUGGGAGUAGGGCUCUGGAAUGGAAGACUAGGUGAAGCGAUCCUGCGCAAAGCCAAAUUAGCCACCAAACAUUUCCCCAAAAUAACGCUUAUUGUUAUCAAAGUACACACGGAAAGAGCCGGAACCUAUCUUCGGCGGUACCCUGUUCCACCAAACCCCGACCAUGUGAACCUAAGCGAACACUACAUGCUGUCACUGCCAUUACUGGGCAAUAAGUUAAAGCAGCAUAUGCAAGAACUGACCGACAGCGGCCGGCGCUACGCCCUGCUAUCGUUCGCCAUGUUCGCGCGGACGUACCGUAUGCCGAAGUGGUGGACUGAAGCCCGCAUGAGAAACACCGGCACUCAUGGAGGCGUCAUCAUGGAAUACCGGAUGGUAUGCAGUCACAGCAACAUUAAAAAGGACCCCCUGGACCCGAAGUCCUCGUACGUGGCGAACAUGACCAACAGGUUUCUGGCAAUGUUCGACACCACCCAGGAUGUAAAAGUUAAGGCAUCAUGGCCUCUGCCGCACAACUCAUCAAAACCAUCAGGCUCGCACAUCAGUAGAAGACUAGUUCUUGGGUCGCCUUUCGGAAGAAAUUCGCCAAUCCAGCCAAAUUCGGAGGCAUAAUGGCUUAUCGAGCGGACAUGGACGAUUACGCCGGCAGCUGUGGCGAGGGAGUGUUCCCUAGACUGAAAGCCAUAAGAAGCGAGCUGCUGAAGUGAUGCAGUACUUUCGUUCGCUCACCGUGGUGGCAGCUCCAAGUUGUCCGUCACCACUAAAAGUCGCUUUGUUGCUGGCCAAAGCGAGAAGCCCACGCCAGAAGUCUCAGAACGUCGCGAGGCAACCGAAUAGAACAUUUCGGUUUGUCUGCUUGUUUAUUGCUCUUUCUUCUUCAACGUACAUGAAAAUGAUCUUUUUCGCUGUACUUUCGCUACUACUUUUGCAAGUUCUUUCCUGAAAGUGUAGAACACAGU
Messenger RNA from Dermacentor albipictus, 1992 nucleotides. The record is from RefSeq and is a predicted model, not a curated record. NCBI's taxonomy places the organism in Eukaryota, Metazoa, Arthropoda, Arachnida, Ixodida, Ixodidae.